AUGCGAAGAGUGCAGAAUGGGUUUUUCGGCCCGAACUGUUCUAGUCCCUGUAGAUAUCCGAACUAUGGGAAAAAUUGUCAAGAAAAAUGCAAAUGUGCACAGGAAUUUUGUGAUAUAGCAGAUGGAUGUCGAAAUAGUUCAGAGUGCAAAAUGGGUUUUUUCGGCCCGAAUUGUUCUAGUCCCUGUAGAUAUCCGAACUAUGGGAAAAAUUGUCAGGCAGAAUGCAACUGUACACGAGAAUUUUGUGAUAUAGCAGAUGGAUGUCGAAAUAGUUCAAAUUUCCUAGUUAUGGAAAAAGUUGUCAAUCUAAGUAUAGCUGUUCUAAGACAGUUUGUAAUCAUAUUACUGGAUGUCAAUUGGCCACAGAAAUUCCCCAAAUUUUUGUUGAAUGGAACACAACAACACAAAGAGAGGGACAGUCUUUAA
Molecule: messenger RNA, 426 nt
Organism: Saccostrea echinata
Lineage: Eukaryota; Metazoa; Mollusca; Bivalvia; Ostreida; Ostreidae
Product: cell death abnormality protein 1-like
Exons: 5
Coding region: 1-426 (141 amino acids)
Molecular function (GO): scavenger receptor activity
Source: RefSeq, a predicted model, not a curated record